Messenger RNA from Lasiodiplodia theobromae, 1008 nucleotides. RefSeq names its product D-arabinitol dehydrogenase. The transcript is spliced from 5 exons. Gene Ontology annotation, cellular component: intracellular anatomical structure. Bases 1 to 1008 code for a protein of 335 amino acids. The record is from RefSeq and is a predicted model, not a curated record. Gene Ontology annotation, molecular function: oxidoreductase activity, acting on NAD(P)H, oxygen as acceptor. Lineage: Eukaryota; Fungi; Ascomycota; Dothideomycetes; Botryosphaeriales; Botryosphaeriaceae.
AUGACCGCGAAGCGCCUCGACAAGGCCAAGGACGACGCCGAGUCUGCCACAACCGCUGCUGCUCCCGGCGAGUCCGGCGAGUCCGGCGAGCAUGAGGGCAAGUUCGCUCGUACCGACGAGAGCGUGCAGUGGGCCUACCCUGGCGAGGAGAACCUUCCGUCGUCGCGUCCUGCCCAGGGCCGCGCCGGCUGGCACUUCAAGCGCACGCUCGCCAGCUUCUCGCUCGAGGGCCGCAACGCCAUCGUCACCGGCGGCGCCCGCGGUCUGGGUCUCGUCAUGGCUCAGGCGCUCGUCAACAGCGGCGCCAGCGUCGCAAUUGUCGAUAUGCACUUGGAGGAGGCUCAGAAGUCUGCGCAGAGCCUCAUGGACACAUUCCGCAAGGAGAACCACCACACCGACGUGGUCCCCAAGGUCACGGCUCACUAUGCCGAUGUUGCCAACCCCACAUCCGUCAACGAGUCGAUCGCCGAGAUCCUGGCUGAGCACGGCAAGAUCGACAACCUGGUCACCAGCGCAGGCUUUACGGAGAACUUCGACGCGAUCCACUACCCUUACGAUCGCAUGCAGAAGCUCUGGGGUGUCAACGUUGACGGCACCUACCUCUUUGCAGUCGGCGUUGCGAAGCACCUGAUGGAGAGGAAGGCUCCUGGCAGCAUUGUCAUGAUUGGCUCCAUGUCCGGCGCCAUCGUCAACGUUCCCCAGCCGCAGGCUCCCUACAACGCUGCGAAGGCUGCUGUCCGUCACCUAGCUGCCAGUUUGGCUGUCGAGUGGGCGCACGCUGGCAUUCGUGUGAACUCCAUCAGCCCCGGCUACAUGCUGACGGCUCUCACGAAGAAGAUCCUCGAUGAGAACCCCGACCUGAAGAACAAGUGGACGUCGCUUAUCCCGCAGGGCAAGAUGGGUCAGCCUGAGGAUCUCAUGGGCGCUGUCACUUUCCUGUCGUCGGAUGCGUCCAGCUACGUCACCGGUGCUGAGCUCCGCGUUGACGGCGGUUACACCGUCACCUAA